Molecule: messenger RNA, 1370 nt
Organism: Lotus japonicus
Lineage: Eukaryota; Viridiplantae; Streptophyta; Magnoliopsida; Fabales; Fabaceae
Product: 25.3 kDa vesicle transport protein SEC22-1
Exons: 6
Coding region: 278-934 (218 amino acids)
Biological process (GO): endoplasmic reticulum to Golgi vesicle-mediated transport; vesicle fusion with Golgi apparatus; retrograde vesicle-mediated transport, Golgi to endoplasmic reticulum
Cellular component (GO): endoplasmic reticulum-Golgi intermediate compartment; endoplasmic reticulum membrane; SNARE complex
Molecular function (GO): SNAP receptor activity
Source: RefSeq, a predicted model, not a curated record
AAAAUUAAAGAUUUUAUCUCAUCUCUGCAGUGUAGAUCGAUCUGUUUUGGUUUAAAACGACGUGGCGUUGGGUCAGAAUUCUCUUCUCACAUCAAACAACACAACACAUUUUCAUCUCCGUUUCCAUCGAUCUCGACUCGGCUGGACCAUCCACGCACGCACGCUGCCAGUAGCUGCGGCAGCUCCGGCCACCACCCUCUCAUCUCCAUUCUUCUUCAGUGUGUUUUUGGUUAGUGCAAAUUUUAGACUCUAAGUGGGAGAUUGUGAACUGGUCAAGAUGGUUAAGUUGACUAUGAUUGCUCGUGUUACUGAUGGUCUUCCACUAGCUGAAGGACUGGAUGACGGUCGUGAUAUGAAAGAUUCUGAGUAUUACAAACAACAAGUCAAGGCUUUGUUUAAGAAUCUUUCAAGAGGGCAUAACGAGGCAUCAAGGAUGUCUGUUGAAAGUGGCCCUUAUUUUUUCCACUAUAUUAUAGAAGGACGGGUCUGUUACUUGACAAUGUGUGAUCGUGCUUACCCUAAGAAACUAGCCUUUCAAUAUCUUGAGGAGCUCAGGAAUGAGUUUGAGCGUGUAAAUGGCUCUCAAAUUGAAACUGCUGCCAGACCUUAUGCCUUCAUUAAGUUUGACACGUUUAUACAGAAGACAAAGAAACUUUACCAGGAUACCCAUACUCAGCGUAAUAUUUCAAAGUUGAACGAUGAACUCUAUGAAGUCCAUCAGAUUAUGACUCGAAAUGUGCAGGAGGUUCUUGGUGUUGGUGAACAGUUGGAUCAGGUCAGCCAAAUGUCUAGUCACUUAUCAUCUGAAUCUCGCAUAUAUGCUGAUAAGGCUAGAGAUUUAAAUCGACAGGCUCUGAUUCGGAAGUGGGCCCCUGUUGCUAUUGUGUUAGGAGUUGUUUUUGUACUUUUCUGGCUCAAGAAUAAAAUUUGGUGAUCCAGCUAGUACGUGACUAUAAACCUGGAUUUUGCGGCUGUACCUUUUUGCUUUCUCACAUGACUAUCCAGAUUUGCACAAAUUGGCGGGAACCCUAUAUGCACGAGUUGAUGUCUACGUUUUGUGGGCAACUUUGGUCUAGGAAAAAAACUAUCUUCUAUUACUUCUGAGCAUGACUGAAUCGGGCUUUCUGGUGCACAAACCAAGUUAUGGUAAAACUUGAUCUCUUUGGGGAUGCAUAUAUACAUUACUUGCUAGUUCCCAAUUAUUUUCAGGAUUAUUGCGUUAACGAGUUAAAUAUAUUACCCCUUCGAUUUUGGUGUUUCCGUUUGAGCUGCUGAAUUAGACGUUUUAGCUGCUUCUUAAGAUGGUAAACCUUAUGUCAUUUGGUAUAUACAUUUUACACCUUAUACAGCAUUUAUAUUUUAAUGAAUCA